This is a messenger RNA of Piliocolobus tephrosceles (Ugandan red Colobus), 3571 nucleotides long. RefSeq names its product zinc finger protein 786 (gene ZNF786). Gene Ontology annotation, molecular function: DNA-binding transcription factor activity, RNA polymerase II-specific; RNA polymerase II cis-regulatory region sequence-specific DNA binding. Bases 890 to 3124 code for a protein of 744 amino acids. Lineage: Eukaryota; Metazoa; Chordata; Mammalia; Primates; Cercopithecidae. The record is from RefSeq and is a predicted model, not a curated record. Gene Ontology annotation, biological process: regulation of DNA-templated transcription. The transcript has 6 exons.
CUGACUCGGGGGCGGCUUUGGAAGGAACCGCACCGGACGCUCCCCUCUUGCUGCCUCUCAGUCUGGGUUUCUGUGGAGCGCGUCUCCCAGUCGCUGUCGCUACGCUCUCUCUCUGUUCCUGCUCUCUCCAUGUUCACCUGCCCCUCCGUUUCCCCUCCCGUCAGCUCCCUCAUCUGGUCUCCAACCGCCUCCCUCGCUUGCAGAUCCCGGGAGUCCGAGGCUCCCUCAAACAUCGGCGUGCUGCGGCCUGCACGGAGGGUUCCCGGACCCCUCCUCUGAGGACUGACUCCCCCCGGCGGCGCCGCUCCUCCACCCCGCAGGGGGCGCUAUGGGGGAGGAGAGGCCCCCGCCGUUGCCGGGCGCCGAGUCCCAGCAUGCACCGCGCCCGGUCGGCGCUGCGUUGUGGGGCAACCCGGGCUGUUCCCGCGAGUGGGGUUGGGGCGGAGCGGAGGGGAGGCCGUGCCAGGCGGGGCCGGUUCGUGCGGAAUCGCCAUGGCCGAGCCGGCUUCGGUAACUGUGACAUUUGAUGAUGUGGCCUUAUAUUUUUCGGAACAAGAGUGGGAGAUCCUGGAGAAGUGGCAGAAGCAAAUGUAUAAGCAAGAGAUGAAGACCAAUUACCAGACCCUUGAUUCCCUGGGGUAUGCUUUUUCCAAGCCAGAUUUGAUUACAUGGAUGGAACAAGGGAGAAUGCUAUUCAUCAGCGAACAGGGAUGCUUAGAUAAAACAAGAAGGACAACUAGCCCUCCUACUGAUGAACAGUUGGACAUGAAGAAUACUGGAAAGUUGCCAUGUUUUGCUACCUCUGACUUUUGAGGAUGUUGCCAUUUAUUUCUCGGAGCAAGAAUGGCAGGAUCUAGAGGCAUGGCAGAAGGAGCUUUACAAGCAUGUGAUGAGAAGCAAUUAUGAGACUCUCGUCUCUCUAGAUGAUGGACUUCCAAAACCAGAACUGAUAUCCUGGAUUGAACACGGAGGAGAGCCCUUCAGGAACUGGAGAGAAUCACAGAAAUCAGGAAACAUAAUUUGCUCCUCUGGUGAUUUGCAUUUUGAUCCAGGGUUUCAGGAACAGCUGUUUUGGGGAAGCCAGCAGGCUGUGAAUUCAAGAAAAACUAAAAGCCAUUUCCAAUUAGAUCCUCUUGAGAGCCAGUGUUCCUUUGGAUCCUUUGUUUCCUUGAGGUCUGACCAAGGCAUCACCCUCAGGAGCCCACAGAGGCACAACGCCAGGACUCCUCCGCCACUAGCCCGCGGCCCCAGUGAAUCUACCCUAAAAGAACUCCCAAGUCCCAGAAAUCUGGAUCUUCCUGGUUUGCAGGACGUCCCUGCCUGGGAGAGCACCCAGCACUCUUGUCCUGUCUCCGGGGAAAGCUGUUGGGAGAACAACCAUUUAGGAAUGCACCAGAGGGGCCAGUCAAAGGACCGACCACAUAAGGCCUGGGAGAAAUUAAACAAGAGGGCGGAGACACAGAUGCCGCGGAGCAGCCCUCGGGUACAGAGGCACUUCCGGUGUGGUGUGUGCGCCAAGAGCUUCCGCAGGAAGCUGUGUCUGCUAAGCCAUCUGGCGGCCCACGCGGCGAGGUUUCCCUGCCAGAUCGCUGACGGUGAAAUGUGCUUCCGACAUGAGCAGGCCCAUCCCAGCUACCGCCUCCUGCACCAGGGGGAGAAGCCUGCCCAGUGCACCCCGUGCGGCAUGCGCUCCCUCCCGGUGGACAGCACGCAGGCUCGCCGGUGCCAGCACAGCCGGGAGGGGCCGGCCUCUUGGAGAGAAAGCCGCGGGGCCUCCAGCAGUGUCCACUCGGGAGAGAAGAUAGGCUCGCGCCUGGCCCAAGAGGAGAGCAGCCACCAGCAGGGGGAGACGGAGGCUCUGCAGCACUUCGCACCGGCGCCCUGCUCUUGCUCGGAGUGUGGGGAGCGCUCCCCUACGAGCGCCCUCGCCUGCCACUGCAGGGCGCAUACUGGAGAAAGGCCCUUCCAGUGUCCCCAUUGCAACAAGCGUUUCUGCCUGCGCCGCCUGCUGCAGGUCCAUCAGCACGCGCACUGUGGGGAGAGACCGUUCUCCUGCGGGAAGUGUGGCAAGGGCUUCGCCAAGCAGUGUAAACUCACGGAGCACAUUCGAGUCCACAGCGGAGAGAAGCCUUUCUGGUGUGCCAAGUGUGGCAGGAACUUCCGUCAGAGGGGACAGCUGCUGCGGCACCAGCGGCUGCACACGGACGAGAAGCCCUUUCAGUGCCCAGAGUGUGGGCUGAGCUUCCGCCUGGAGAGCAUGCUGAGAGCCCACCGGCUCCGGCAUGGCGGGGAGAGGCCGUUCUCCUGUAGCGAGUGUGGCAGAGGCUUCACCCACCGGUGCAAGCUCCGUGAGCACCUGAGGGUGCACAGCGGGGAGAGGCCUUUCCAAUGCCUGGAGUGCGACAAGCGCUUCCGCCUGAAGGGCAUCCUGAAGGCCCACCAGCACACGCACAGCAAGGAGAGGCCGUUCUCGUGUAGGGAGUGUGGCAAGGGCUUCACCAGACAGUCCAAGCUCACGGAGCACUUGCGCGUGCACAGCGGGGAGAGACCCUUCCAGUGCCCAGAGUGCAGCAGGAGCUUCCGCCUGAAGGGGCAGCUGCUCAGCCACCAGCGCCUGCACACCGGAGAGAGGCCCUUCCAGUGUCCGGAGUGUGACAAGCGCUAUCGCGUGAAGGCCGACAUGAAGGCCCACCAGCUGCUGCACAGCGGGGAGAUGCCUUUCUCCUGUGAGUGCGGCAAGGGCUUUGUGAAACACUCGAAGCUCAUCGAGCACAUCAGGACGCACACGGGAGAGAAGCCUUUUCGGUGUCCCAAGUGUGACAAGAGUUUCCGCCUGAAGGCACAGUUGCUCAGCCAUCAGGGCCUGCACACAGGGGAGAGGCCUUUCCACUGUCCUGACUGUGACAAGAACUUCCGGGAAAGGGGACACAUGCUGAGGCACCAGCGCAUCCACAGGCCCGAGAGGCCCUUUGCCUGUGGCGACUGUGGGAAGGGCUUCAUUUACAAGUCUAAGCUCGCAGAGCACAUCAGAGUACACACAAAAUCCUGUCCUGCUCCAAAUGAACUGGAUAUUAAGAAAAGGCUCAGCCAACUGUUUGCAAUGAUAGAGGCCGAUUGGAGUUGAGGCAGAGUGGGACAUCCAAAGCGUUGAGCAGGAGUGGUAUUGCCCGGGAAUCCACAGCAACAGUAGCCAGACCUGCUGGUAGACGGGUUUUAGGAGCAGGUGUCCUUCUUUGAGCAAGAGUGUCAUACAAGUUAGGAACAUGAGGAACCACAAAGGAUUUUCUCUUCGGAAACAUUACCAAUUAUAUUUCUUUUUUUUUUUUUCCAAGAUGGAGUCUUGCUCUGUCACCCAGAUUGGAGUGCAGUGGCGUGAUCUCGGCUAUAUUGGAAAAGACAGCAUUACAAAACAAGGACAUAAUUUUAUGAAAAGCACAGCAUCUGCAAACAAAAACAAUUUCUACGAGGUUGUGAUUGUUAAAAAAUUUUUAAGAAAAAGUGCACACAAAUCCAGAUAGAAUGUGAUUACCUUUUUGCAUUUAUAUAAAAAUAUAUGUGUAAUUACAAAGAA